Venturia canescens is the source of this 742-nucleotide messenger RNA. RefSeq lists its product as uncharacterized. The record is from RefSeq and is a predicted model, not a curated record. The transcript is spliced from 4 exons. Lineage: Eukaryota; Metazoa; Arthropoda; Insecta; Hymenoptera; Ichneumonidae. Bases 152 to 583 code for a protein of 143 amino acids.
UUUGAAUAAGCGGUGAGAUCACCAAGUCAAGGGUCUUGGGUUGAAAAUUGGGAUGAAUCGAAACCAUCGUUGAUCAACGUAUGGAAGUUUCUCGAGGGAAACUUUAAACUUACUUAGCCAGCUUCAUGAAGGAGAAGCUGUGAAAUUGAGUAUGCCAAAGGACAACUUGAAGCUCACUUGUGAAAAAGGGCAGACAUAUUUUAGUGCUAAGAGAAUGUUUCCCGAACCAGCGAACGAACACUGGAAUCUCUUGGAAAAGUGGCUCGAAAGUCUCAUGAUUGAAGGCAUCGACGGAUUUAUGCCAAGGUCGAUAAUAGCCAAAACUGAGUCCGGCAUCGAGCAGGAGUGGGAAGAGAUGAGUCUAGAUGAGGAUAAAAAUAGUAAUGCGAACGAUGGGAAUGGGGCGACAAAUGGUGCGAGUACCGGUACAAAAGGCGAGAAAGAGUACGAAAAGGAAAAGGCACGAGAUGAUUAUGGUGAGGUUGGAAAUAAGCUCGAUGGUGUGACCGCGUCGAUUCAAAUCGUUCAGGACAAGUUAAGUAAACAAGAUGGGCAGAUGAGUGAAAUGAUGUCACUGAUUUAAAAAAUGUCGGAAAUCAUAGACAAAAAUGCUAAAGCAUACAAUAACACGGUUAAUACAUUACGGGAUGAACUGAAGGACCGAAGCAAGGAGAGAGAACAGGUUAAGGCUAAAUUGGGUGAAGUUGAAAGAAAACUUGAAACACAAAAUGUCCUUUUAAAC